AUGAAGCACAACAACAACGAGAACAAGCAGUCCAGAAUCGCUCGGUUGGACUCUCGACUGACGACGACGAAGACAAAGAAUAUCGGCGAGAAGAUGAGCAAGAAACGAGCCGCCCCGCGAGAAGAAGAAGAAGAACAACAAGGACGGGGAAACAUUGCGCAAAAGUCGGCGGCAAAAACAUCAUCAAAACUAACGAACGAAGACGAGACCUCGUGGGUGUACUCGUCUUCUCCGUUUGCAGAGGAGGAGGGAAAAAACAACAAGAACAACAGCGGGAGGAUGGAAGAAUCUUUGGAUAUAAUUCGAGACUUGUUCGAACGAAACGAGAGAGACAUCGGGCGAACGGAAGUUUUGAUGAAAACGAAACUUCCGGAGAAGAAGAUGUUGAUGCUCGAAUCAAGCAGUAAUAACAAUACUAAUAACAGGUUCAGAGAGGACAGAGAGGGCGACUUGCACCGGAAGGAGGAACGACGAAGGCGGUUCGCGAACGCGGAGAGCGCGGAGUAUUCUGGGAGGGGAUGGAAGAAGAUGGUGCGAGCGAAAAUGGGCGGCGAUGGUCUUUUUGGUAAUGGGAAAGAGAAGACGAACGCGUUGACGUGGGAAUCUUUGAGGAGAGUAAGGAAAUUGUGGAGAGAAUACGCCGCGAAGGAGUUGGAAGAGAGGAGGAAGGAGAAGAAGGCGAAGAAAACGACGACGAUGGAUGAACACGUGGAUGGGAUAUCGAUGCGAGACGGUAAGGAAAAAGACGCGUGGGAACUUUUCGGGGCGGUUGUUUUAGUCACGAAACACCGAAAAGCAAGCUUGGUCGGCGAAUCUGGCGUGGUCGUUCGAGAGACGAAGACGAACGUGCACGUGUUGAGGAAAACGACGACGGACGCGUCUUCGCUCGUCGUUAUUCCGAAAACGUCCGGCGCCGAGUUGACCAUAAGCGUAAGCGCGGCUGCCGAAUCAAACGAAGAGAGGGACGUUUGCAUUAGUUUUUAG
Messenger RNA from Bathycoccus prasinos, 984 nucleotides. RefSeq lists its product with no specific name. Gene Ontology annotation, biological process: tRNA 5'-leader removal. The transcript has a single exon. The record is from RefSeq and is a predicted model, not a curated record. Gene Ontology annotation, cellular component: ribonuclease P complex. Gene Ontology annotation, molecular function: RNA binding. The coding region runs from base 1 to 984 and encodes 327 amino acids. Lineage: Eukaryota; Viridiplantae; Chlorophyta; Mamiellophyceae; Mamiellales; Bathycoccaceae.